AUGGCGACAAUUCAUAUCGUGCGACACGGACAAGCUCUGCACAACGUUGAUCGGGGUCACCCCCAUCGAGAUCCCCCUCUGACUGAAGUCGGAUCUCAACAAGCCAGUACCGUCUGCCUGCCAGCUCAGCCUGACCUUAUAAUCGUGUCUCCAAUGACUCGUACCAUUCAAACAGCUCUUAUUAUUUUCGACCAAUAUCUCAGCAGCUCUUCCACCAAUGUCGAGCUCCAGGUCUGGCCGGAACUGCGCGAAACCCACGAUGAGGCCAUUUGCAAUAAAGGGGUGUCGCGCGCCGAAAUUGCAACCAAAUUCGCACAGUUCGACUUCUCCUCCUGUCACGAAGAGUGGGAUUACCCGCCUCAUAGUUCCGAAGGCGCUGUCGUGCGUGCUGAGACAGUUCGGAGGCGCCUCAAAGAACUAUCUCGUUCUUACAAAAACAUCUUCUUGGUGACGCAUCGUGGCUUUAUUGCGUUCUUGGUUAAGGGCGAGAGGUUUGAUGUUUGCGCCCCUAACAGGCUCUACGUCUGGGCGAUUCAUGGCUAA
Trichoderma aggressivum f. europaeum is the source of this 543-nucleotide messenger RNA. RefSeq lists its product as uncharacterized. The record is from RefSeq and is a predicted model, not a curated record. NCBI's taxonomy places the organism in Eukaryota, Fungi, Ascomycota, Sordariomycetes, Hypocreales, Hypocreaceae. Bases 1 to 543 code for a protein of 180 amino acids. The transcript is spliced from 3 exons. Gene Ontology annotation, cellular component: cytoplasm. Gene Ontology annotation, molecular function: phosphatase activity.